Lemur catta (Ring-tailed lemur) is the source of this 1329-nucleotide messenger RNA. It is a transcript of the gene SKP1, whose product is annotated as S-phase kinase associated protein 1. The transcript is spliced from 6 exons. The record is from RefSeq and is a predicted model, not a curated record. Gene Ontology annotation, biological process: SCF-dependent proteasomal ubiquitin-dependent protein catabolic process. Bases 135 to 626 code for a protein of 163 amino acids. Gene Ontology annotation, cellular component: cytoplasm; nucleus. Gene Ontology annotation, molecular function: cullin family protein binding. NCBI's taxonomy places the organism in Eukaryota, Metazoa, Chordata, Mammalia, Primates, Lemuridae.
CCGCGCCCGCUCCUAUAAAGGCCGACGCCGCGCCGCGCCGCCGUAGUGGCCUUGUCCUCCGCCUUUUUCUUAUUGUGCAGACGCCGCCCGGCUCUUGUCAGCCUCCGGCCGUCAGUCCUCUCAGCCCGAGCACCAUGCCUUCAAUUAAGUUGCAGAGUUCUGAUGGAGAGAUAUUUGAAGUUGAUGUGGAAAUUGCCAAACAGUCUGUGACUAUCAAGACCAUGUUGGAAGAUUUGGGAAUGGAUGAUGAAGGAGAUGAUGACCCAGUUCCUCUACCAAAUGUUAAUGCAGCAAUAUUAAAAAAGGUCAUUCAGUGGUGCACCCACCACAAGGAUGACCCUCCUCCUCCUGAGGAUGAUGAGAACAAAGAAAAGCGAACAGAUGAUAUCCCUGUUUGGGACCAAGAAUUCCUGAAAGUUGACCAAGGAACACUUUUUGAACUUAUUCUGGCUGCAAACUACUUAGACAUCAAAGGUUUGCUUGAUGUUACGUGCAAGACUGUUGCUAAUAUGAUCAAGGGGAAAACUCCUGAGGAGAUUCGUAAAACCUUCAAUAUCAAAAAUGACUUUACUGAAGAGGAGGAAGCCCAGGUACGCAAAGAGAACCAGUGGUGUGAAGAGAAAUGAAAUGUGCCUGACACUGUAACACUGUAAGGAUUGUUUCAAAUACUAGUUGCACUGCUCUGUUUAUAAUUGUUAAUAUGAGACAAACAGUAGACAAAUGCAGCAGCAAAUCCGUUGUAUUAGCAGAAUAUUGUCCUCAUCGCAUGUGUAGUUUUUGAGUACAGACUCCAAACCUAUGGUUGACUUUCUUCUAGUAUGAUCGAAAGUUUCUUUUUUCUUUGCUCUGAAUAAAACUGAACUGUGGGUUCUCUAUAUAGAAAGUGGCAUUUUGGGCUUUCCCUCUUUUUUGUAAAGUGAUUUCUGCCUAGUUUAUUGUCCAGUUAACUUUAGUGACCUUUUAAAAGUUGGCAUUGUACAUAAAACAACUUGCAAAAAUUUUCUGAAAUAGAAUUAAGAAAAUACUAUCUUUAAUACAUGAGUUGGAAACUGGAGAAAGGCCACCUGAAGUAAAGGUUCUGAGUAGGGUUAUUAGGGUGCCUUCCAGCCUCCUAGAGUCAAGGAGUACCACUGGUAUUGAUUAACUUGUAUGUAGCAGGGCUCCCUUAAUUGGAUCUGAGGACUUGCUUUUUUUUAUUUUUAAUUCUCCUAGCUUUGAAUAUAUUGCCUAAACUAGAGUCAUAGUUACCUACCCAGUUUGUGGUUUUCUUUUGGAGAGAUGUAACUGGACAGUUUGUUAGCUUUUCAAUUAAAAAAGACACUUAACCCA